AUGGGCAAUUCUACUUCAAAGACUACAGGCUGCAGUUCUAGCAACUCUGGCUCAUCUUUCGACAUGGACAUCCAAACUCCCACGCAGAUGGGCUUCCCUCGUAGCCCUGGCCUUCACGAUCUCUCCGCUCUCCAUCCUCAACACAACUUCCACGGCGCAAACAACAUCACGCUCGAGUCUUUUGCUGGUGAUGGAAUCGAAUCUGGCAUCACACAUCCAAUACCAGCAAGACCUCUCAUCCGCCGCUACUCGGAGCUCCUCGAUCCGACUCAACUCGACCAUCAGCAGGUCAGGAGCCCCAGCGGUAACAUGCUUACUAGUAGCACCUACAACCUCAGGGACGAUCGUCCAUUGAGCGUUCGCGAAAGACAAGAAAGAAUCCGCCAGCAGAUGAUGCAGAAGAGAAAGGAGCAGGAGAUGGCUCAUGGUAACGGACGCAAGAAAGACUCGGCAAAGGUAUCUGUGAGAAGUGCAUCAACCGGAAAGAACAAGAGGCGUAAAGGAUGCCUUGGCUGUUUAGGUGUCUGA
Aureobasidium vineae is the source of this 528-nucleotide messenger RNA. The record is from the annotation of a GenBank genome assembly. Lineage: Eukaryota; Fungi; Ascomycota; Dothideomycetes; Dothideales; Saccotheciaceae.